Messenger RNA from Myotis lucifugus (little brown bat), 2094 nucleotides. RefSeq names its product leucine rich repeat containing 42 (gene LRRC42). Bases 803 to 2089 code for a protein of 428 amino acids. The transcript is spliced from 10 exons. NCBI's taxonomy places the organism in Eukaryota, Metazoa, Chordata, Mammalia, Chiroptera, Vespertilionidae. The record is from RefSeq and is a predicted model, not a curated record. Gene Ontology annotation, molecular function: protein binding.
CCAUCUUUUCUCUGUCCCACCCUCCGGAGCUUUGUGCCCGGGGAGCCGAGCCGCUUCCUCGCUCUGCCACGCCGCGGGAGGAGGGAGCUGCCACCGACGAGCUGCAGCUCGCUGCCCCGGGCAGGGGCACAGUCUCCUCCCUGUCCCUCCAUCCUCCCAGCUUGAGCCAGUGAAUACCAGAGGAAUCAAACAGGACUGUACCUGCUGUCUACUUUCUGAUCUUCAGGUAGAGUAGGACUCUGAAUGUCCAAUCAUAGAGAUAAAGACCAAAGGGUCUGCUUUAUCUCCUCAUCAAGAUUAAAGUCUGUGAGGUUGAAGGAGCCAGAUGUUUACUUCUACUGGAAGAAGACCUUAGAAUAAGUGAGGCAUCUCCUUAGUAGCAAGCUGAACACCAGCAAGACUAUGAGUUAUAAGAGCCUGCACUGUUAUAGGAGGCUUUUGUUUUUUUCUGGUUUGUAGAUCCUCCCCCCCCACCCCCACCCCCGCCCUCGUAGUACCAGUAGCAAUAUACUCCCAUCAUUUGCUUUGCUUCUACCACCUGCAGAAGGGUCUGGCAAGUGGGGGAGGAGCUGCAGCUGUUGCCUGGAAGAGGAGCUGGCUCCUAGCAACAGUAUCAGCAGGCCCUGAAGCUCAGAGCACUAAGUCUGUCCCUUUGAGGUCUCACUCUUCAUCUCAGCAAAUAUCUGUUGAGGGCUUACUCAGCACCAGGCGCUACGUUGGGCCUGGGAAUGAGAAACAAAUCAAAUAAGUGCCUUGCCUUCAAAGAGCUCACAACUCUGGGAACAUUGUUGCAAGCAAGGCAAUGUCUUACUACCUCAACUCAGAAAACCACCUGGACCCAGGGCCCAUCUAUGUGCGAGAGAAUGGGCAGCUGCACAUGGUCAAUCUGGCAUUGGAUGGCGUCAGGAGUAGCCUGCAGAAGCCAAGGCCUUUCAGACUGUUUCCCAAAGGCUUUUCUGUGGAGCUUUGCAUGAACAGGGAAGAUGAUACUGCACAGAAAGAGAAGACCGAUCAUUUCAUCUUCACAUACACUCGGGAGGGGAACCUUCGGUACUCUGCCAAAUCCCUCUUCAGCUUGGUCCUGGGCUUCAUCUCCGACAAUGUUGAUCACAUUGAUUCCCUUAUUGGCUUUCCUGAGCAGAUUGCUGAAAAGCUGUUCUCUGCUGCUGAAGCCAGACAGAAAUUCACAGAGCCUGGUGCAGGGCUAAGAGCUUUACAGAAAUUCACAGAGGCCUAUGGAAGUCUGGUGCUUUGCUCCCUGUGUUUGAGAAACAGAUAUCUGGUGAUUUCAGAAAAACUUGAGGAGAUUAAGUCUUUCCGGGAGUUGACCUGCCUGGAUCUUUCCUGUUGCAAGCUUGGAGAUGAACAUGAACUCCUAGAACAUCUCACCAAUGAGGCCCUAUCUAGUGUAACUCAACUCCACUUGAAGGAUAAUUGUUUAUCUGAUGCCGGGGUACGGAAAAUGACAGCACCAGUUCGAGUGAUGAAAAGAGGCCUUGAAAAUCUAACAUUAUUAGACUUAUCUUGUAACCCUGAGAUCACAGAUGCAGGAAUUGGAUACCUCUUUUCUUUUAGAAAACUAAACUGCUUAGAUAUCUCUGGGACAGGGCUCAAGGACAUCAAAGCUGUCAAACACAAGCUCCAGACCCACAUAGGCCUUGUCCACUCUAAAGUGCCUCUGAAGGAAUUUGAUCAUAGUAACUGCAAGACCGAGGGCUGGGCUGACCAGAUUGUUCUGCAGUGGGAGCGUGUGACUUCGGAAGCUGUGAAGCCACGAGAUGCCUUGGAACCUCGAAAGGCAGCUCAGCACUUCUAUGGGAAGCGGGCUCAAACAGAAACCCCAGGGAAGUGUCCCCUGGCAGACACCCACAUGAACUCUUCUGAGAAACUCCAGUUCUAUAGAGAGAAAGCCCCAGACUGCCAUGGGCCAUUGUUGAAACUCGAAGCUGUCUCAAGCCAGGAGUCAAAGAAGAGCAAGAAGAGAGGUUUUGAGGAGCCAGAAAAGGAACAGAGUAACUCUUCACAGUCUUCAAAGCAGAAAUAUGUGUGUCUUGCUGUGGAAGACUGGGACUUGUUAAACUCCUAUUGAUUGUU